Suillus fuscotomentosus is the source of this 1575-nucleotide messenger RNA. RefSeq lists its product as uncharacterized. NCBI's taxonomy places the organism in Eukaryota, Fungi, Basidiomycota, Agaricomycetes, Boletales, Suillaceae. The record is from RefSeq and is a predicted model, not a curated record. The annotation marks the transcript as partial. The transcript is spliced from 4 exons.
GUUCCGCAGGUACAUCCAUAUGCAAAGAUGGCAUUGGGUGUGCUAUCUUGCGCAUCCAAAAUAAUUCUUGCUCAAGCAGAUCGCGACGAAGCGAUACUCGACCUCUACAAGAAGUUGGGUCAAGUGUACAGCUUCAUGACGCAAGACGACACACUUGAUCAGAUUUCGUCGAUGAGCACCAUUUUGGGACAGAUCUCUCAACAGACCCUUGAAUGUGCGCAUUUCAUCAGGAAUUAUUCAGAGAAGAAAAACUUUUGGAAGAGACUUGGAAAGAACGUUCUUUCGGAAACAGACGACACGAUACAACGGUAUAAUAACGUGUUGGAUGCGCUUAUGCAAAACUUCCGGGACCAAGUUGCUCGCGACGUAGCCAUCUACAUCCACCAUACAGUCAUUUAUACUUUUACAGGUGAAAUACUGGACCUCAGUGGUAUGGCUUAUGCGGAGGCCGCAGGACUAGAUACUAGGAAACGAUGUCUGCCAGGGACGCGCACGGACAUUCUCUCCAACAUCAUGAGAUGGAUCAACGACAGUGGAGAUGAUGCUCCACGCGUGCUAUGGCUAUCUGGCCCUGCCGGAACGGGUAAAUCAGCCAUCGCUCACACGAUCGCUAGCUCAUUCAUUGGGGUGGGCGGACUCGGUUCUUGUUACUGCUUCGACCAAAACAUGGACGAUCACCAUAAAAAGGUCUUCUCUACCAUUGCGCGCGACCUGGCCGACUGUCAUCCCCAGAUGAGACAAGCGUUAGCAGACGCAGUCCGGAACGCAAAUGCGCUCAAGACUACAGCGGAUAUCGUACAGCAGUGGCAGGAGCUUCUUAUUGAACCGCUAGGGAAGCUUUCUGAGUCACCUGUAGGGCCUGUUGUGAUCAUUAUUGACGCACUAGACGAAAGUGGCAAGGCAGUGGAGACACGCAGCGACCUUCUACGCAUUCUUGCCGGUAAACUUCGAGAUCCCACCAUCACUCAUGUCACGAAACUUCCGAAAAACUUCCAGAUCAUCGUUACUUCUCGCCCACUCCAUGAUAUAGAAGCAGCGUUUGCAGGUACUCAACAUAUUCGACGGAUGUCCAUGGACGACAUUUCAUCAGCCAUCGCAGAGCGCGACAUUCAUGCUUACAUAUCGAACCAGUUGGAAGAGUUUUCGGAUUUUGGGGACACACAGUUUCCAGUGCUUGCUAAGAAAGCUGAUGGCCUGUUUGAGUGGGCACAUCUUGCUUGUAAAUCCAUCAAAGCACCCCCUCCUGGCUUAUCUUCAUCCGAGUCCUUCGAUGCUGUGGUAUCCCGCAUUCCCGCUGAGCGGGAAAACUUAUUGUAUGAUAUGUAUGAUUUUAUUUUGACAGAGAUCAUGCGAAUAGACCAAUCUCCCCGUUCUACGUCUCUGCACAAACAGCUAACGAGAUUUCGUUCUGUGAUGGGACAAAUCCUUGGUGCAGCUGAACCCCUCUCUUUGGAGUCCCUGAAUGUUAUGCGGAACCGAUUUCCAGACAAUAGCGAGCAUUACGAAGUGCAAGUCAUGGUCAAACAUAUGGGAUCCCUCCUCAGUGGCACCGCCGGCUCAUCCACCCCCAUCUGA